UAUUAUCAGAAAAUUAGAUUAUAAACCAAUCGACGCAUUUAAAUUUCUUUUUAGAAAAAAGGUAAGAAAAAAAAAAAUUCCCUGGUUUAUCAAAAUGUAAAGAAGUUGGGUUUGUGGGGUGUAUCGCUGCGUGGAUAACAGAGCAAACGGGUGGGUUGGUUAUUGUUCCUCCGGAGAAUCCAAUUUCUUCUUCAAAAGAUUCAGAAAAUCCCUCUACCAAAAGCUGGGUUUCUCUCAGAUUUUCCUCACGAAUUCACUGCUUCGUUAAAAAGUAGUAUCUUUGUUAUCUUCCGGAUUUUGGAUGCUGGGAAUUCUGUUCUGUUGAAUUUGCGGCAGCUAUUUUAACUCCACAAAUCUGUGCUUGUUAGUUCAAGUAUACAUUUUCAUAACCGAUUGCGCCAAAACUAUAAAGGGUUUUUGAUACUUAAGUUGGAACAUUUCCCUCCCGCAAAGUUGGCAAAUUCUUGGUAUUGGGUUGUUGGUACUGAGAACUGAAAGAGAGGAAAGUUUUCUUAGUGGAAUCUGGCUUUCGGAAAGAGGGAACAUAUGGACUUGUGGGUUGUUGCAGCAGCUGCAGGCGCCGGAUAUUUGACUAAGUAUUGGCAGAACAUAUCCAAGAAUGGGGACAAAGAUGGCUUGUUAAAUUUGUCUUUUGGGGAUGCAAAUCUUGACAAAUCUGAAUCCUCAAGGCAUCCUUUACACAGACUAGGACACAGAAAGAAAGUGGGUGAUGAUGUUUCUACUGAUAGAAAAAAGGCUUCGGAUGCUUACUUGUUAGAAAGUUCUUGUGGGACAGACGUGGCUUCUACUAGUGGGUAUGAUGGUGAAAAGCUGGGAGACUUGGUUAAGUACAAGGAUUGCAAUGUACUUUCUUUAUCACACAUGUCACCGGUACACUCGGGAAAUGAAAAUGAGAAUGGGGAUGGGGCUUGGAUAAGUCAUGAUAUUGAUGACAGUACUGGUGCCACAUUGCCUAAAUCUUCGAGUGGAGAAAGGGGUUCUUAUCAUGUUCCUCUAAAAAACAAAAGUUCUAUUAGAACUAAGCGUUCAUAUGGGCAUUUGAUUAAGCCAGUAAAUUCCUUAGAGAGUUGCCUUGUGGCUCAGUUAUAUAAAGAGCGUGCUGAAGAGGAACAUGUGCUUACCCUUCCAUCACCAUCUAGUCCAAGUAUGAGACCAUUGUUUGUGACUGAUGGAAACCGAAUUAUCAGCAAAGCAAGUGGGGAUCAUUUCAGGUCUCAGAUUGGAAUCGAGGAAAAUAAGCUGCAUAAGGAAGACUACUUGGAAACUAAUGAAAAUGCAUGUGGGGUUCCUCCAGAACCAAAACUUGGUUAUUUGGAUCUGCCCAAGAAGAUGAAAAUUAAGAGAGGAAAGGGGCGGCAUGGAAAAUUGAGCAGUGCCAGUAAAUUGUUCAAUGGAAAACACUUACAUUCUGAAGGUUCACUGGAUGGAGCAGUUCUUCUCUGUCUUGGGAUUUCUAUUGGCAUAAUAUCUUCUUUGAUAGCAAAUAAAAGAGAAGUUGACAAGUUGAAAGAUUUGUUGAAGCAGACCGAGAACUUGGUUCAGGAUCUAGCAGAGGAACUCCAAAUGAAAGAUUCAGUAACAAUGAAGGAAAUAGCUAAUGAGAAUUAUGGUGCACAAGAUACUUGUUACAGCUCCGUUUUUGAUAAGGCACCAAAUUCUUUUUCUACUGAACAGAAUAUGGACAAAUAUGAUGGUAAAAAUUCAUAUAACUGGAAAGCAGAAGAGAGUUCAGAGUCGAUGAGUAAAAUAGAAGCAGAGCUUGAAGCUGAACUUGAGAGGUUGGGGUUAAACAUGAACAGUUCUAUUCCGGAGAGAAGAUCAAUUGAUGUUGCUGAGCUUGACCCAGACUUAAUGGCAGAUUUUGCUCAAGGCGAGCUGAGAGCUGACUUGGUUGGUGGGCUAUCUGUUGCCCAAUCCAUGUCAAAUGAAGAGGCAAGCAGUACCUCUACGGAUUAUUACUGUGCAAACUAUGCAGUUUCUCCCAGAGAGCUUAGCUUGCGUCUGCAUGAAGUUAUCCAAUCAAGACUAGAAGAACGUGUCCAGGAGCUUGAGGUGUCUCUACAAAACAGCCAAAGGAAGGUCCAACUCGCAGAGUUGAAGCACAAGGAUUCUUGGAGAGACUUCUCAGACAAUCACAUACAUUCCAGAAUCCAUGAGAUUACAAAUUCUGCAGAAAAUUGCAAAACCACGGCAGAGCCUCUAGUCAUGAACUUAUCGGGAGAAGCUUUAGAUGCGUACAACGAGGCUCAUGAAGAGUUGAUGAAGAUCAGUGAAUCAGACGAGGAAGAUUCACCUUGUCCGAUUUUUGAAACAUUCAGUGCUCAGAACCAGAGUCAAACUCAAAGUGAAGAGGUGAAUGGUUCUGUGGGGAAUUUUGCUUUCAGUAAAGAGGAAACCGCAGGUGAAAAUUCACCUUGUCAAGUUUUUGAAACAUUCAGGCGUCAAAGCCCGGGUCAAAUUCAAAGUGAUGAAUUAGAUGGUUCUGUGAAUCGUUUUGAUUUCAGUAAAGAGGAAACCGUAGGUGAUGAUCUCCUUUCAUUCAUGAGCAAAGCAAGUAUAUCGGAUGAGGAGCGCAUUUCCAGGGUUCAGCGUUCAAAUAAAUCAUCUGUCAGUGGGGAGAACAGUGAUGAUUCCGAUGCUGAGAUGGAGAAACAGUUGAUAAGGCAAAUUGUGGAGAAGGCCAAGAAAGGUUCUCCGGUAGUCCUGAAUGCACAAAGGUGGUUCCGGUCAAUUGAUGAGAACGAGAGUUGAGUCGAAAACAGGAAUGAAGUUUUGCAGUGUAUAGAUUCAUAGAAAAUAUGAAAAUAUAGAAAGUGGUUAGGUAUUCAUUCUGUAGCUAAAGCUAAUAUGCCAUUCAUUUGUAACGUCGUUGGUGUUUACCGAUUUCCGAAGCUUAUCGAGGCUUUUCGUUAUUUAAUCAUCAGAAACUUUUCUCCAA
This is a messenger RNA of Pyrus x bretschneideri (Chinese white pear), 2959 nucleotides long. RefSeq lists its product as uncharacterized. Gene Ontology annotation, biological process: asymmetric cell division. The record is from RefSeq and is a predicted model, not a curated record. NCBI's taxonomy places the organism in Eukaryota, Viridiplantae, Streptophyta, Magnoliopsida, Rosales, Rosaceae.